Molecule: messenger RNA, 657 nt
Organism: Hyaloperonospora brassicae
Lineage: Eukaryota; Oomycota; Peronosporomycetes; Peronosporales; Peronosporaceae
Source: the annotation of a GenBank genome assembly
AUGAUUCCGCGUCUCCGCCAUCGCGCGGCGAUCCGCGUCGCUGCUGCGUUCCAUUCCACCAGUGCUGAGGAUGUAGCACUGCUGCGGCAACUGGGGACAGCGUUGAAGACGAACCCUGAGACUGCACAGCGGCUGGGUGGUCUGCUUUCGCCGUCCACGAUGCGGAACUUGUCCAGGGCCAUGACCACAGUGCAGCAGCCCACGACGGGAGCUGCAGACGCUGCUGCAAUCAGGACUGGCGUACCACAGCCAACCAUACAGGAGCUCAAGAUGGUGGCGCUGCAAGUGGGUUUGCCGUUCAUUGGCUUUGGCUUUGUCGACAACUUUAUCAUGAUCCUCGCUGGCGACUACAUUGACCUCACGCUGGGCGUGUCAUUCGGCAUCUCGUCCAUGGCAGCCGCAGGCAUUGGCAACACCAUUUCAGACAUUGCAGGCUUGGGGCUUGGCAAUGUCGUUGAAGACCUUUGUGCGCGCCUCGGUCUUCCUGUUGCAGCACUGACGACGGAACAGACGAUGCUAAAGCGCACGCGGAUGGCCAAGGUCGUGGGCAGCUCUGUAGGCGUGACCAUUGGUUGUCUGCUAGGCAUGGUGCCGCUUCUAUUUCUUCACACAAGAGAGCAAAAUGACAGCAUCGAUAUGUCUAAGGCAACGCCGUAA